AUGGCUCCCUCCUUCCUUCUAACUGUUUUCAUUCUCUUUCCUUUAGCCAUUGCCGACAAAUCCCCGCCCCUUCCCUCCUUCAAAAGGAUCUACCAGUUUGGCGAUUCCCUUUCCGACACCGGAAACUUACUCCGCCUUCCCGGGGGACGUAUGUUUUACCCCGCCGAUCGCCUUCCUUACGGGGAAACCUACUUCGGUAAAGGCACAGGCCGGUUCUCCGACGGUCGCCUGAUCGUCGAUUUCAUCGCUGCCGCUCUCGAUCUCCCGUUCGUUGACGCUUACCUGAACGCCAACGGUUCGUUCGCUCACGGCGUUAAUUUUGCCGUCGCCGGAGCAACGGCGGUCGACGAGGAUUUUUUUACAGAGAGGAACAUUAGCACCUCCAAUUUCAAACCACCGAUCAGCAAACAAUUGGAGUGGUUCGAGACGCACAUCAACUCCUCCUCUACUUCGAAGAGCUUCGAGGAUUCGCUUUUCAUAUUCGGGGAAUUUGGCGGGAACGACUACUUCCCCUUCUUUCGCCAGGGAUGGAGCCUUGAGCAGGUUAGGGCUAACGUACCUUACGUCGUCGCCGCGAUAAUUCACGGAAUUAAACGGAUCGUCCAGCUCGGAGCAAAGCGGAUCCUGGUUCCCGGCCCGUUCCCGUUCGGAUGCCUGCCGUCUCAACUCGCAGCUUCCAACAACGCCUCCGACGCGUCCGCUUACAACGCCUUAGGAUGCGUGAAAGCGUUCAACGACUUCAGUUCCUACCACAACGGCUUUCUAAGACGCGCUCUGUCUUCUCUCAAUCGAGAAGUCUCCGGCGACGGCGUUGUGAUCGUUUACGGCGACUACGAAGGCGCUUUCCUGGAAAUUCUGGAGAAACCCUCUUCAUAUGGAUUCGAUAAGGAGUGGUUGCACAAAGCCUGCUGCGGGGCGGGCGGGAAUUAUCAUUUCGACCAGACGAAACCUUGCGGGACCAAUGGCACUGACGUAUGCCCCAGCCCAGCCCACGCCAUGCAUUGGGACGGCGUUCAUCUCACCGAUGCAUCUUAUCAUCGUAUUUCUCAGAUCGUCAUUGAUCAAUCGAUCAGUCAGCUAAUCUAA
Molecule: messenger RNA, 1086 nt
Organism: Ipomoea nil (Japanese morning glory)
Lineage: Eukaryota; Viridiplantae; Streptophyta; Magnoliopsida; Solanales; Convolvulaceae
Product: acetylajmalan esterase-like
Exons: 1
Coding region: 1-1086 (361 amino acids)
Molecular function (GO): hydrolase activity, acting on ester bonds
Source: RefSeq, a predicted model, not a curated record